Molecule: messenger RNA, 1232 nt
Organism: Diachasma alloeum
Lineage: Eukaryota; Metazoa; Arthropoda; Insecta; Hymenoptera; Braconidae
Gene: Pex12
Product: peroxisome assembly protein 12
Exons: 6
Coding region: 108-1088 (326 amino acids)
Biological process (GO): protein monoubiquitination; protein import into peroxisome matrix
Cellular component (GO): peroxisomal importomer complex; peroxisomal membrane
Molecular function (GO): zinc ion binding; ubiquitin-protein transferase activity; protein binding
Source: RefSeq, a predicted model, not a curated record
UUCGACUCCAAGUUCACACAGCUCUAACCUCAUAUAAACAAAUCAUGCAAAGUGGCAACUCAGUACUCCAAUGAAGUGGUUUUUAAUAUUUUUAAUGAGCAAUCCUCAUGAUGGCUGAGAGAGGAGCGCACUUGACUGGCACAGCCGUUGUUAAACCCACAAUAUUCGAAAUAGUGGCACAAGAAUCGUUAGCAUCGACAUUAGAACCAGCUUUCAAAAGAGUGUUCUCUUUUUUAGUGACUUGUAAUCUUGAGAGAUAUGGGUGGCUCGCGCAGUGGUCCGACGAGGCAUAUGCAGUUUUCCAUGGAAUGCUGCAGAGGUUCUAUUUGAAGAAUUAUGGUGCAUCAUUCGCUGAAACAUUUUAUGGACUUCAGAGGAUAGCAAUAUUAAACUCUAAACCUACAGGGAAAAUAUCAAAAAGACAGCAAAAAUUGUCACUGAUAUUUCUGCUCCUUCAUCCAUAUCUGAAGGCCAAAGCGAGUCAAUUCGAGUUGGACGAAAUAGACGGCAAAUCUCCGAAAGAGAAAUGGAAGAGAAUACUGAAGGCGUACUUCGUGAAGGCCCACAGGAUCUACAAUUUCAUUCGCGAAAUGUCUGGAAUGUAUUACUAUUUAUCGUACAUCUCGGACAGAUCCGCCUAUCCAACUCCCCUGCUGCAUCUGCUAUCAAUGACUCUUACCUACUCUCAUCCUCACGAAGUGAUCUCAAUCUCAGAGUUACUCAGCAAGUGGAGACAGGGGACUUUCACGACGCACGAUGGGGUGCAUCUCCUGCAACGAGGGUUCACGAGAAGUCUAGAAUUGGGGGCAUUUUUCCUGCAAUUCGUCAACUGGUGGAAUCAGGAGAAUUUUUAUAAUAAUCUCAUGUCGUUACCUGUACCACCACCACCUCCAGUACCUGACAUUGCUAGGAGGUAUAAAGGCUUGUGCCCAGUGUGUAUAAAGUCUCCAAGCAUUCCAACUGCCCUUUCUGUUUCAGGGUAUGUCUUCUGCUAUCAGUGUAUCCUAUUAACAAUCCAAACCAAUGGGAAAUGUCCAGUGACCCACUACCCCGCGAAAGAAGACGACUUAAUACGUAUCUACAACUGACACCUUCAAUCAAUUUUUUAAACGAAACUCUCAUCUAUAUUUUAAGACAAAUUCCGGUGGCUGUGGUACAGUUCAAAUGAACAAAAAUAAUGUCGAAGUAUGUAUGUAUACUAUCAAAAUAAUACAUUUUAUUUUAAACAAGUA